GAUAAUGCCGAAGCCUCCUCUUUAGACACAUGCGUCAGUGUAAAUUACGGAAAUAGUUGUUUCAUUUUAGACAACAAUUUCUAUAAAACAAGAAUAAAUAGGCUUUUUAUUUCUGGACAGAAAUGAUACGGCAGGGGAUUUUCUGUAUAGUCGGGGUAUUGCUCGUAUCGCACAGCAUCGCAAUUGUAAGGGUUCCCCUUAAGAAGACCAGGAGCCUCCGCCGCAUCAUUAGCGACAAUGGGAUGUCUCUGGAUCAAAUUCGGGCUUUGGCGAAGUCCAGCGGAGCUCCAGAUAGCGCUCUCUCCCCAAAAGUCCCCGUGGAGACGCUGACGAACUUCAUGGAUGCCCAGUACUUUGGGACUAUCAGUAUUGGCUCACCGCCUCAGGACUUCACGGUGCUGUUCGACACUGGCUCCUCCAACCUCUGGGUGCCCUCCAUUCAUUGCUCAUUCUUCGAUAUCGCCUGCUGGCUUCAUCAUCGCUACAAUUCAAAGAAGUCGAGUACCUAUGUUCGGAAUGGUACUGAUUUUUCCAUCCGAUAUGGCAGAGGCAGCUUGUCUGGUUUUAUCAGUGGAGACACAGUCACUAUAGCAGGUUUGUCUGUGCCUGCACAACAGUUUGGUGAAGCAGUGAAGCAGCCCGGCAUAACAUUUGCUCUGGCCCGCUUUGAUGGGGUCCUGGGUAUGGCCUACCCUUCCAUAUCAGUUGCCAACAUCACCCCUGUGUUUGACACUGCCAUGGCGGCUAAGUUGCUGCCGCAAAAUAUCUUUUCUUUCUACAUAAGCAGAGACCCUGCAGCAGCAGUGGGAGGAGAGCUGAUGCUGGGUGGGUCCGAUCCACAGUAUUACAGGGGAGACCUGCACUAUGUCAACGUCACACGCAAGGCCUACUGGCAGAUUAAGAUGAAUGAAGUUGACGUGGGCAACCAGCUGACUCUUUGCAAAGCCGGCUGCCAGGCUAUUGUCGACACAGGGACAUCCUUGAUUGUUGGUCCUUUGGAGGAAAUCCGAGCACUGCAGAAAGCCAUCGGGGCGCUGCCCCUGUUGAUGGGAGAGUACUUAAUUGAUUGUAAGAAGAUUGAGUCCCUCCCUUUCAUCUCCUUUAACAUUGGAGGGAAGAUGUUUAACCUGACUGGAGAGGAUUAUGUCAUGAAGGAGUCUCAAAUGGGCGAUUCCAUCUGCCUCUCAGGCUUCAUGGCCAUGGACAUUCCGCCCCCUGCUGGGCCACUUUGGAUCCUGGGAGACGUUUUCAUAAGGAAGUACUAUACUGUCUUUGACAGGAGUGCUGAUCGUGUCGGGUUUGCACUAGCCAAGUAGUCCCACUCGAUUUUUGUUUUUCAUUUAAUUGCACACGACUCCAAAGGUUACACCAUUGUUUUUGUUUUUUUAACUGUUGCAGUUGUGACCGGUGGUCUCCUGCAUUGUGUCGGUUUGACCCGGUUAUACAGUGUUUAGAUUUCUGGCUGCCUACCGUACACUCAGAUUGCUGAGUAAGAACUGAAGACUUCACAUCUUACUUCUGGUUAUAAUUUUGAGGUUCACAUGUGAAACUGAAUUCAUGGGAAACAAGAUAACAUAGAAGUACUCUUACACUUACCAAAGAACUGUUUCAGGUACAAAAUGGAACACAUUCAGAAUGAACAAAUGCAUGUUUGAUAUUUGAAUGGAAAUCUUAAGAUUCUAUCUUAAAGCGAUUGCUGACAGAGUUACAAAAAUUAAGUUAUGGUUCAUGACGUUCCCUCAGCAAUUUCAUUUAAGUUUAAACUGACAUUUACAUUGCCUUAAGAAAGAUCAAGACAACAAAUAAAACAUUUUAAAAAGCAA
Molecule: messenger RNA, 1823 nt
Organism: Phycodurus eques (leafy seadragon)
Lineage: Eukaryota; Metazoa; Chordata; Actinopteri; Syngnathiformes; Syngnathidae
Gene: napsa
Product: napsin A aspartic peptidase
Exons: 9
Coding region: 123-1316 (397 amino acids)
Biological process (GO): proteolysis
Cellular component (GO): lysosome
Molecular function (GO): aspartic-type endopeptidase activity
Source: RefSeq, a predicted model, not a curated record